CAAUCAAAUAUUUUUAUAUUUUUUAAAUGAAAUAAUUAAACAAAAACCCAAUUUUUUUUUACUAUAAAUCGACCUAUCAAACUCCGAAGAUUUCAGUGUUCUCUCUCUUCUCUCUCUCUCUGAACUUCCCAAGUUUCAUCUACCUCUCUUUCAAACGGUCGAAGAGAAAUGGCACGAAAGAAGAUCAGAGAGUAUGAUUCGAAGAGGUUGUUGAAGGAACACUGCAAGAGACUCGCCGGACUCGAAUUGGGGAUUAAAUCGGCACAAAUUACAGAAUCAACUGAUGUCAAUGAGCUAGUGGAAAAGGAGCCUUGGCUCUCAUCAGAGAAACUGGUUGUGAAACCCGAUAUGUUGUUUGGGAAGCGUGGAAAGAGUAUUGCAUUGCAUCUUGAUUUGGCUCAAGUUGCUAUUUUUGUGAAGGAACGACUUGGCAAAGAGGUUGAGAUGGGAGGAUGCAAAGGACCCAUAACAACUUUCAUUGUUGAACCUUUUGUUCCACACAAUGAAGAGUUUUACCUCAAUAUCGUGUCAGAACGACUUGGGUGUAGCAUAAGCUUCUCGGAAUGUGGAGGAAUUGAAAUUGAAGAGAACUGGGACAAGGUUAAGACCAUAUUCGUCCCUACUGGGGUGUCCUUCUCACCAGAGAUAUGUGCUCCACUUGUUGCAACCCUUCCCUUGGAGAUCAAAGGAGUAAUUGAGGAAUUUAUAAAAGUGGUUUUUGCUCUAUUUUUAGAUCUGGACUUCACUUUCCUAGAGAUGAAUCCUUUCACAUUGGUUAACGGAAAGCCUUAUCCUUUGGAUAUGAGAGGGGAACUUGAUGAUACUGCUGCCUUUAAGAACUUCAAGAAGUGGGGCAAUGUUGAAUUUCCUAUGCCAUUUGGAAGAGUAAUGAGCUCUACCGAAAGCUUUAUUCAUGGGCUAGAUGAAAAGACAAGUGCAUCAUUGAAGUUCACAGUUUUGAACCCAAAGGGACGAAUCUGGACAAUGGUAGCUGGUGGAGGUGCUAGUGUCAUCUAUGCAGAUACGGUUGGGGAUCUUGGCUUUGCUUCUGAGCUUGGGAACUAUGCUGAAUACAGUGGAGCACCCAACGAAGAGGAGGUGUUGCAGUAUGCCCGAGUCGUGAUUGAUUGUGCGACUGCAGAUCCUGAUGGUCGCGAGAGAGCCCUUGUAAUAGGAGGAGGAAUUGCUAACUUUACUGAUGUCGCCGCUACAUUUAAUGGCAUAAUUAGAGCACUGAAAGAGAAGGAGUCAAAGCUUAAAGCUGCAAGAAUGCGGAUAUUUGUUAGGAGAGGAGGUCCAAAUUACCAAAGGGGUCUUGCAAAAAUGCGGACUCUUGGAGAGGAAAUCGGCAUCCCUAUUGAGGUUUAUGGACCGGAGGCAACGAUGACUGGUAUAUGCAAACAGGCAAUUGAGUGCAUCACUGCAGCUGCAUAAAUUUAUCAAUCUUGUUAUUCAAAUCACUUCUGUUUUCUCUGUUUUCUUUUUCUGGUGUUCGUUUGAGUCUCAGAAACAUCAUAAUUGUACCUGAAAAUUGAGUUAAAUUGUAUUUUCGACAUUGAUAUAAAUGGGCAAUCAAUAAUGUUCUUCAUUCUCUAAA
Camellia sinensis is the source of this 1597-nucleotide messenger RNA. RefSeq names its product ATP-citrate synthase alpha chain protein 1. Gene Ontology annotation, biological process: succinyl-CoA metabolic process; tricarboxylic acid cycle. Gene Ontology annotation, molecular function: succinate-CoA ligase (ADP-forming) activity. Gene Ontology annotation, cellular component: succinate-CoA ligase complex. NCBI's taxonomy places the organism in Eukaryota, Viridiplantae, Streptophyta, Magnoliopsida, Ericales, Theaceae. The record is from RefSeq and is a predicted model, not a curated record.